UGAUAUCAACUGUUCACAUCGCUAAUAUGCGAAAGUUUCGUGUUAUAUAUGGUGUCGUUUUAUAAAUAUUGUUUGCGAUUCGCAUUAAAUAACGCGAAUGCAGUGAUAUAAGUCAAAACAUUUGCUGUGGCAGAGUAACAAAAGAUAAAGUAAUGAUUAGAAUAGUUGCACUUAACGAAGAAUGCAAUGAAGAGCCCGAAGAUCAAAUUGUGGUUACAAAGGAAGCGCAGGAAGCAAUUGCAGAAGCCGAAUAUUUAAAGGCAAUAAACUUAAAAUGGAAGGGAGAUGUAAAGUCGGCACUUUCUUUGUUAAGUCAGCUGUUGGAAACUCAAGUGCUCAAUGAGCUUCUUGAGGAAGAUCCAAACGGAAAGUUACGUACAAUUCGAUACAAUUGUCAUAAAAAUAUUGCUUUCAUAUACGAGGAGAAAGAUGAGAAUGACCUGGCUUUGGAGCAUUACAUAAUGGCCACACAAUUAGAUGACACAGAUGUACACACCAUGCAUCGCUUUGGUCAACUGGCACUAAAGCUUAACGCAAUAGAGUUGGCCGAGUUCGCCUUUGAGCGUUGCCUACGUUGUAAUGCAAAACAUUGGAGUGCCGCUGAUGGAAUGUUACGCACGCUAUGUGAGAAUCAUAAUAUAAUCGGCGCAUAUGGCUACGCUUUGAAAUUAUACACCAGAGAUCCCACCUAUGAACGCGCUGCCAAAAUUUUAUACGAAAUAUCUGAUACUUUUAAAUCAUCUAUGCCGCUUUGUGAAGAUAUGUAUGGACCAAUACCGAAGAGUUUGAAACCCCGCUCUACGUGGACAAAAGAGAGCGCUUUCCCGCGUAACUACCGCAACGAUGAUUCAAAAACGGAUACCACAAAUUUUACACUGCCUGAUGAAAUUGUGCAAAAGAUCUGUGUUAAAGAAUUAAAUUGGGUCACUGUAGGACAGUAUAUAGUGGCUUUAUAUCAGUAUAUGCAAGAAAAUGGCAGAAUAUUAAUUAAGUUAUUAAGUUUAAAAGAUAUAUUGGCUGAUAGCAAUAAUACGUGUAAAAUCGAAAAUGUUACACAGCCAGAGAGUUGUGUACAAACCGAAAUAAGCGCUGCAUCCAGUAGUAAUUCCAAUGAUAACAUGGAAGUAGUACCAGAUACAGAGUUGAGUAGCACUAAUAUAACGAAUGUGGCUCCAGCAGAGUCCAACGUUAACAAUACACCACCAACAAGUGAUGCAGAGCAAACGAAGAAAGUAUCGGAAAAUUCACCAGACGAAGCGGAUAGUUAUGAGAAAUCUUCUAACAAUUCCGAAUCUAAUAAGCCCAAACCACGUAGACGCUGCAGUGAUUUACAUUUUCUAGAGCAAUGGGGUUGGCACAAAAAUCGACGUUAUAAUUCACGAAAAAAAGUCACAACAGAUCGUGUCGAAGUGGAUACUUCGUUAAAGGGCAUACUAAGAAAGAUUUUCGCCAAAUAUGCGAGUGUUAACUUGGAUGCAGAGUGGCCUUUUGGUACUGUUAACAACAAUGAAAAAAUUAGCGAGGAAAAAUGCAAAACUUGCAGUGAAAUAAUGUCAAAUGAGACGUUUCAGGAAAUAACGCGUGAAGCUUUUAAUGAGUUUAUUGCGAAAAUUGAG
Molecule: messenger RNA, 1616 nt
Organism: Bactrocera dorsalis (oriental fruit fly)
Lineage: Eukaryota; Metazoa; Arthropoda; Insecta; Diptera; Tephritidae
Product: calcineurin-binding protein cabin-1-like
Biological process (GO): chromatin organization
Cellular component (GO): nucleus
Molecular function (GO): nucleosome binding; protein binding
Source: RefSeq, a predicted model, not a curated record